Pedinophyceae sp. YPF-701 is the source of this 588-nucleotide messenger RNA. Lineage: Eukaryota; Viridiplantae; Chlorophyta; Pedinophyceae. The record is from the annotation of a GenBank genome assembly.
AUGCGCGAGGAGAGACUUCAGCGGGCGGCCCAGCGGGAGCGGCAGGAGCGCCUCGCGCGACAGCAAGCGGUGCCCCCGCCCCCCAAGGACGCGCGAGAGGCCGACGCCGCCGUGCGCGCGGCGCUCGCCGGGGUCGAGGCCGCAGCGCUGCACCUCAAGUCCCUCAAGAGCGCCAUCCGCGAGCGCCCCGAGUUCGACGGCUCCUUCAAAGGGAUGCGGGAGGUCGAGGGCGCGGUGGCGGCGCUGGAGCGCGCAAAGGUGGCGGUGAUGCAGUGGCAGCUCACCGCGGCGCUGGCGCGCCUCGGGCCGGGCAAGUCCGGCGCGCUGCGGUCGCUGGCGGACUUCCGGUGGGAGUGGGACGGCGGGCUCGGCGCGAACCGGGAGCGGGUGGGGUUCGUCCUCGCCGCGUGCACCAAGGCGGGGCAGCCCGAGGCGUGCGAGCUCGCGCUGCGGGCGUGCGACGUGGCGGGGACGCUGGAGGCGGGGGAGGGAGAGGGCGGGGAGGUCGUGCCGGCGGCGGUGCGAGCGGCGGCGGAGAGGGUGGUGGCGGCACGCAGGGGCGCCCCGGAGGGUGACGUGGGCGGGUGA